This is a messenger RNA of Morus notabilis, 981 nucleotides long. RefSeq names its product 50S ribosomal protein L21, chloroplastic. Gene Ontology annotation, cellular component: ribosome. NCBI's taxonomy places the organism in Eukaryota, Viridiplantae, Streptophyta, Magnoliopsida, Rosales, Moraceae. The transcript is spliced from 5 exons. The coding region runs from base 152 to 808 and encodes 218 amino acids. The record is from RefSeq and is a predicted model, not a curated record. Gene Ontology annotation, molecular function: structural constituent of ribosome; RNA binding. Gene Ontology annotation, biological process: translation.
UGGAGGAGUGAGUGAUAGGAUAAGCCUUCUCCAGAAUGUCGGGCAAAGACUCCAAGCCACACUGACAAACCAAACGAACAGAGGAUUGAUUAAACGAUAGAAGGAGAGAGCUUUGAUUACCCAUUUCCAGUUUUCAACUUUCCUUUCGAAGAUGGCCUCUUCAACUCUCUCAUUGUGCUCUUCUCUCUCCGUUCAAUGCAAAAUCUCACACAAACUGCGAACUCCAGUUGUCUCUAACAAUCCUAAUCUCCCCUUUCUCUCUCUUCCUUCUUCCCACAAGCUCUCUCUCUCCUCGAAUCGCCUCGCAUUCCCGCUUCCUCCGAGGGCCGCCGCCACCGAGUCCGAAGCGCCGCCGGUGCUCGAGGCCGAGGUCGAGACGCCGAAGCUCGAGGAGGACGCCGCACCAGCCGUCGAAGCCUCGCCGGAGGAGCCACCCCCCAAGCGCGAGGAAAUCUUCGCUGUGGUUAUGAUAGGAUCGCGCCAAUACAUUGUUUUUCCUGGGCGGUUUAUCUACACUCAGAGACUUAAAGGGGCCAAUAUUAAUGAUAAGAUUGUUCUCAAGAAAGUUCUGCUUGUGGGAACAAAAAACAGCACAUACAUUGGCAAGCCAGUGGUGACGAAUGCCGCUGUACACGCAGUAGUGGAAGAGCAAGGAUUAGAUAAAAAAGUAAUCGUCUUCAAGUAUAAGAAGAAGAAAAAUUACCGGAGAAAUAUUGGUCACCGUCAGCCAAUUACCCGGAUAAAGAUAACAGGCAUCACGGGCUAUCAAGACUAUCCCGCUGUCACACUUGACGAGGCUGCUGUAUGAUACAAGAUUUUAAUCUCAAAUCUUUUUGUCAAGGAAAUUUUCAUUUGCCUUUCUCUUUUGUAAGAUAUUAUUUGAAUCAAAUUUGCGAUUUAACAAUUUAAUAUAGUUAUUUACUUUUUUUUUUCUUUUUUUGAAAUCCAACAGUUCUUUUAAGACGGACCAAAUUUUCCCGA